AUGGCAGUAACAACACAGUUUCUUGUCACUGGUAUGUUAAUCAGUGGUGUAUGCAAUACUAUUCUGAAUAAACUUCAAGACAUGCAAUGUGUUUCUCACUGUGAUGAUCCGGAUCCUUCAAAACAUGAAUUUUACGAACAGCCCGUAUGGCAGACUUUGAAUAUGUUUGUCGGUGAAACUAUGUGUUUUGUCGUUGCUUACGUCCUUUUAUACUGGGAACGUUAUCAAGAAAAAAGAAAUGAAGUGACGGUAUAUGAGCCUUUAGGGGCCGAAGCAACACUUACUAACGAUUCCGAAACAGUAACAAUUGUUGAGGGUGGAUCUGAUGGUUCACCUAUAAAAAUUGACGAUGAAUAUCGUGGUCCUACCGAAGAAAUGACAGGAUGGAGAGUAUUAUGGUUCUGGUUGCCUACAAUAUGUGAUAUCAUGGGCACUACAUUUAUGAAUGUUGGCCUUAUUUAUACAUCAGCCUCAGUCUAUCAAAUGUUACGUGGAGCGGUUGUGUUAUUUACUGGCACCUUCUCUGUAUUGUUUCUUCGUCGGCGUUUGUAUCCAUAUCAUUGGUUUUCACUGUUUCUUGUAGUGUUAGGUGUAUCAAUUGUUGGUAUGAGUAGCAUAUUCUUUCCACCUGUAAAACCUGUAGCGCCAGUUGAUACUAUACCUAAUCUCGCAACAUCCGUUGAAGCAACUGACGAUUCAAUAGAAGCGAUGGUUGGUGUUUUCUUUGUUAUAUUUGCACAAAUAUUUACAGCAUCGCAAUUCGUCAUAGAAGAAAAAAUUAUGGAAAAAUAUCGUGUUAAACCAGUUUUGGCAGUAGGGUUAGAAGGAAUAUUUGGUUUAUCUACAGUAACUGUUGGAAUGUUUGUAUUAUAUUUCUUGAUUGGUAAAACACAUCCUGGUGGAUAUUUUGACAUUUCAGUUGGGUUUAAUCAAAUGAUUAGUUAUAGACAAAUUUGGAUUUCUGGCAUUUCGAUAUGUUUUUCUAUAGCAUUCUUUAAUUUCUUUGGAUUAAGUGUUACCAGGCUUAUUAGCGCCACUGCUAGAUCAACCAUCGACACUAGUAGAAUUGUUUUUAUUUGGAUAGUCUCUUUGUUUCUUGGAUGGGAAAUAUUUUCUUGGUUACAAGUCUUUGGAUUUAUUGUUCUUAUUGCUGGAACUUUCAUCUUUAAUGAUGUAAUACGUCCACCACCAUGUUUCGCUGUUCCACUAAAAGAGACUUCAGAAAAUCAACCUUUGUUACCUGAAGAUCACGAACAUCUCUGA
Molecule: messenger RNA, 1263 nt
Organism: Dentiscutata erythropus
Lineage: Eukaryota; Fungi; Glomeromycota; Glomeromycetes; Diversisporales; Gigasporaceae
Source: the annotation of a GenBank genome assembly